GGGGGGUGGACGGGGGAUCCCGUCCCCUUCCAGGAGUGGGGGUCCCACCCUUCCCCAGGGGGUGAUGGUCCCAUCCAAGGGUUUGGGGUCCCUUCUGAGAGUUUUGGGUCCCUUCCUCCCCUGUGGGGGGGCGUCCUCCUGCCCCAAGGUCCGGGGUCCUGCCCUGCCCCACAGGGGUGGGGGGUCCAGUCCUUCCCCGGGCGGGGUCCGCAAGGCAUCGAGAGACCGCCAGGGCUCGGGACUUGUCCUGAGCUGGUCCGGGCUCGGGGGCGGUGUGUCCGUGGGGAGCGGGGUCUGCGGGCUGUCUGUGACACACGAGUGCGUGGGGAAGGGGCUCUGUGUGGAGGAAGGGGGUGGGGGCUGUGGACACACACGGGUCCGUGGGGAGAGGCGUCCCCCCCCACUCGGGCUGGGCAGCACAGCGUGGCCCGGGGAGGGCUGGGGGAGUAUUGGGGUCCCUGGGACCUUGCAGGGGGUCCCUCCCGGGGAGCCCUGCGGGGUCGCGGCAGGCUCCGGCACUGGCCUGGCCGGUGGGACAGGACGGGCCGGUGGCAGCUGCGGUGUCACCUGCCCGCGGCCGGGGCCAGCUCAGGCCGCCCGAAUUCGGGGCACGCGGGCGGCGCUGCGGCACCCCAGCGGCAUUUCCGGUGCCCCACAUCUGCCCCCGAGCCCUCCGCCCCCCGCCGGCCCCGGGGCGGCGGCCCCAUGGCGGCGGUGGGCGCUCACCUUCCCCAGCAGGUGAUGGCGGAGCAGGGAGAGGAGGACCGGGACUACCGGGAGUACCGGCGGCUGGAGGACUGCGAGGAGGACUCGCCCCCCGGCGAGGAGGAGGAGGAGCAGCUGCUGCUGCACGUCACUGAAGGACCGACAGACUCGUGGCACCACAUUAAGGACCUGGACAGUUUCUUCACUAAGAUCUACCAGUUCCACCAGAGGAAUGGCUUUGCCUGCGUGCUGCUCUCGGACGUGCUGGAGCUGCUGCAGUUCCUGUUCGUGGUCACCUUCAGCACGUUCCUGCUGUGCUGCGUGGACUACGACGUGCUGUUCGCCACGCGCCCGCUCAACCACAGCCACGUCCCCGAACGCGCCAAGGUGACGCUGCCCGACGCCGUGCUGCCCGCCCCGCAGUGCGCCCGCAGGCUCCGGAGCAGCGGGUGGCUGCUGUUCCUGCUGGUGCUGGCGGGCGCGGUGUGGCUGUGCCGCCUGGUCACGGCGCUGCGGCGCCUCGUGGGCUACUGGGAGAUCCGCAGCUUCUACAUCCGAGCGCUGGGCAUCCCCGCGGAGGAGCUGUGUAACCACAGCUGGCAGUCGGUGCAGGCCCGGCUGCUGGCCCUGCAGCGGCGCCAGCCCCUGUGCGUGCCGCGCCGGGAGCUGACGGAGCUCGACAUCCACCACCGCAUCCUGCGCUUCCGCAACUACACCGUGGCCAUGGUCAACAAAUCCCUGCUGCCCGUGCGCUUCCGCCUGCCGCUGCUGGGCCCCGUGGUGUUCCUGACGCGCGGGCUGCAGUUCAACCUGGAGCUGCUGCUGUUCCGCGGCCCGGCCGCGCUCUUCCAGAACACCUGGAGCCUGCGGCCGCAGGUGAAGCGGGCGGGCGCGCGGCGGGCGCUGGCGCGGGGCUGGCGCGGGCGGCCUGCUGCUGGGGUGGCCAACCUGGCGCUGUGCCCCUGCGUGCUGGGCUGGCGCCUGCUGCUCGCUUUCAGCUACGCCGAGGGGCUGAAGCGGGCCCCGGGCAGCCUGGGCGCGCGCCGCUGGUCGCUCUACGCGCGCCACUACCUGCGCCACUUCAACGAGCUGGGCCACGAGCUGCAGGCGCGCCUGGGCCGCGGCCACGCGCCCGCCACCAGGUACAUGGACUCGUUCAGCAGCCCGCUGCUGGCCGUGUCAGUGGCCGUGGUGCUGGCACGUGGCCAGUACGGUGUUGGUACAGUGCAGCACAUCCUGACGGCCAUCACGCUGCUGGGCCUUGUGGUCACCGUGGCCAGGUCCUUCAUCCCGGACGAGCACGCGGUGUGGUGCCCGGAGCAGCUGCUGCAGCGGGUCCUGGCGCACGUUCAUUACCUGCCCGAGCACUGGCAGGGCCGUGCUGGCCGUGCCGAGACACGAGCAGAGAUGGCACAGCUCUUCCAGUACAAGGCGGUUUUCAUCCUGGAGGAGCUGCUGAGCCCCCUGGUGACACCCCUGAUCCUCAUCUUCGCCUUCCCCCCGCCCCUCGACAUCGUGGACUUCUUCCGCAACUUCACGGUGGAGGUGGCGGGUGUGGGCGACAUCUGCUCCUUCGCACAGCUGGACGUGCGCCACCACGGCAACCCCCAGUGGCUGUCGGAGGGACACACGGAGGCGCCCCCGGAGCGCCAGGCGGAGCACGGCAAGACGGAGCUGUCGCUGAUGCGCUUCGCCCUGAGCAACCCCCGCUGGCGGCCGCCGCCGCCCGCGCACCUGCUGCCGGCUGCCCGUCCCUGUGGCCGCCUAGCGCAGGUGUUUCUGACCCCGUGCGCGUGUCCUGGCGGCCGGGUGCUGGUCAGCAGUGUCCCGGCGGCGGCGGCCGGGUGGUCGGGCCGGCGGCGGUGGUGUGCCUCGGCCCACAUGAUUGGGCGGGGGCUGGCGGCCAGCGGGCUGGUGGCCCGGGACCCGCGCUUCGGGCAGCCCUGCAGCACGGCCAGCGCCACCGCCAGCCUGCUGGCGUCCCUGCGGACCCCCCUGGGCACCUGCGCAGCCCCCGAGAGCCCUGCCGAGCACCAGGGCCCCGAGGACAGGCCGGCGCUGAGCGAGUCGCGGCUGCGCAGCCUGAGCCGCUCGGCGCUGCUGGCCGAGGUGGCCUCUGCCGAGAUGAGCCUGCACGCCAUCUACCUGCACCAGCUCCACCAGCAGCAGCAGCAGCAGCCGGAGGGCCCCCAGCCCGCGGGGGCACCCAAACACCCCUUUGUGACCACAGGCUCGGCUGCCCGGGCCUCGCAGCUGCGGGAGAUGCCGCUGGGCGGGUGGGCCGAGGAGGAAGAGGAGGAGGAGGAAGAGGAGACGAUGACGUAGCCGGGCCCGGCGCCGGGUCCUGGUUGUGCCGAGAGCCCCCGGAGGUGCCGGGGGAGCCGCCAGGGGCACAGUGGGGGGCUCGCCGUGCCCACUAUGCUGCCAGGGGGCCCCUGUCUGUCAGAGCCCCCUGCCCGGGGCAUCCCUGGUGCCCCCACUACGGCGCAGGGCCAGGGCUGCUGCCAGGGCCCCCCCAGGUGCUGUUUUUGGGGGGGACAGGGCUGGUGCCCCCCGUGGUGCCCCGAGCACCAGCUGAAAUAAAGGUUUACA
Messenger RNA from Camarhynchus parvulus, 3297 nucleotides. It is a transcript of the gene ATG9B, whose product is annotated as autophagy related 9B. Gene Ontology annotation, cellular component: phagophore assembly site; autophagosome. The record is from RefSeq and is a predicted model, not a curated record. Gene Ontology annotation, biological process: autophagy of mitochondrion; protein localization to phagophore assembly site. NCBI's taxonomy places the organism in Eukaryota, Metazoa, Chordata, Aves, Passeriformes, Thraupidae.